Dovyalis caffra is the source of this 189-nucleotide messenger RNA. Lineage: Eukaryota; Viridiplantae; Streptophyta; Magnoliopsida; Malpighiales; Salicaceae. The record is from the annotation of a GenBank genome assembly.
AUGGCAAUAGGAGGGCCUGUGAAUGAAGAUGGGUGGCUUUUGGUGAAGGGUGGAGAGGCAGGGGUUUGUAUGGGUUUGCUGCUGUGUAAGAAGCUUUGGCAGCAAUUACGAGGGAAGAUUGGCCUGCUGGAGUUAGGCGAGAUGAGAAAGGAAGGCAGUGGCGAGGACUGCUUGGGUGAAGCUAGGUGA